UUCUAACCAAUCGUAAUAUUAAAGGAGGCGGAGUUAGCGCGUAAACGCGGAAGCAGAUUUUGACAGUCAUGUUUUGUUUAUUUGACAGUGACACAGCAUAAGCUAGUGUAACUCACCACUUUUAAGACAUUUGAAACCUUGUUUCGACUCAUGGACCAAAGUGGACCGUAUCCAGUUAAACUCUACAUUUACGACGUGUCCAGAGGCAUGGCCCGCGCUCUGAGUUUUCAAAUGAUUGGGAAACAUCUAGAAGGGAUAUGGCACACAGCUAUUGUUGUCCAUGGAAAAGAGUAUUUCUUUGGAGGAGCAGGCAUCGGGAGUUGUCCACCUGCUGGCACCGUCCUGGGCGAGCCUGACUCUAUUGUGGACUUGGGCUCCACUGAAGUGAAUGAAGAGAUAUUGAGAGAGUAUCUCAAGUCCUUGUCCGAAUCCACAUUCAGUGGCGACAAGUACAACUUGCUUGAACACAAUUGCAACAGUUUCAGCAGUGAUGUGGCUCACUUCCUCACAGACAAGAAGAUCCCAUCGUACAUUACAGAACUUCCUUCUGAUGUACUGUCCACGCCUUUCGGUCAGGCUCUCCGGCCAUUCCUGGAUUCCAUGUCCAUAAGUCCUGGAGGCAACAGUGUAACUGGACAUAGAUAGACUGAGCCUAUGUUAAGGGCUUAAUUCAUCCUCUCGUGUAUAAAUUGGAGGCUAAAGAUGUUUUAUGAUUGGGUUAUGUGCAGAAAUUCACUGACAUGCAGAAACAGACUGAAGGUUGAUUACAGAAGAAGCAUAACAACAAUGACAUAAUUUUACUUUAAUCAAUCACUUGCACUUCCUUAAAGGCAUACCUUCACCUUUUGCUCCUCUCUGACUUUUGCCUUACCUCUUUCAUCUAAUCAGCCACCGCUCAUAACCUCUUGAGAUCGUUUUUUUUUAAAAGUUGCUACAUUUUCUUAUUACCUCCUCAUUUAGUUGUAACCUAUACACAAGCUACACUGAAGUGAGAUUUUUGGUUUUCAAGAAGCUGAAACUCGGCUGAGUGUAUUUUUGUUACAAUCACUGAAACUCUCCAUUGCAUCGAUUAUGUUGUUGAUAAAACUAAUUUUCUUUGUCUUGUGGUCAGAAUCACAAAUCACGUAGGCCAAAGUCAGACUUGGUGGAAAACUGUUCUGCUGGUUUGUUUUCUUUUUUCUAGGUUCUAGAAUUCACAAAUGUACCCACCUAAAGUUUUCUCUCUAGUGUUUAACACCAUACUAUUCAGUAACCUAUAAGGGCAUGGGAUUUUACAGGACCAAUCAUUUUCUUUGUCUCAAAGUCAGACUUUUAUUUUUAUCAAGUGCAUUAAUAACCUAUUUGUGUAUUAUUUUAUUUCACUAUCGAAAACAGAACCAGGUAUCAAUACACCAACUUACAUAUUAUCUAUGCAGGGAAUCAUAUUUUUGUGAUUUAUUGAUGGCAUCAAGACAAAGUCCUAGGUUUUUCCUAAUGACUAAUUUCUGUGGGGUUCUUUGAGAUUUUAAACAAAUGUAUUAUCUUUGUUGCAAUUAUUCUAUAUGUUCCUUAAAGAAUGUAUUAAAAUAUUUGAUCUAAUCAGAAAACUAAAUGCAGAUAGCCUCAAAGGCAAAAUGUCUAAUUAUAGUUUUUAUUUUAUUAACUAGUUCAAAUUUGAGAUUUAUAACAGUUUGUCUUUAACUUGUAAAAAUGCUCAGGAAAUAUUAAAAUAUUUGUCUUUUAUAAUGGAA
Nothobranchius furzeri (turquoise killifish) is the source of this 1730-nucleotide messenger RNA. It is a transcript of the gene desi1b, whose product is annotated as desumoylating isopeptidase 1b. The record is from RefSeq and is a predicted model, not a curated record. Gene Ontology annotation, biological process: protein modification by small protein removal. NCBI's taxonomy places the organism in Eukaryota, Metazoa, Chordata, Actinopteri, Cyprinodontiformes, Nothobranchiidae. Gene Ontology annotation, molecular function: peptidase activity.